AUUCUGUUUAAUUUUUCCGCCAAUGUUUUUGUCUCGCAAGUCGAACGCCCUCCAGCAGAUAAAUAAAUACGAUCCGUUAUGUUAGUAUUGCCAACUUCGGACUAUACGAAAAUAUACUUUGGUGACUAUACGUACAUGAGUUGUUGUUUCGUUCUUUGUUUAUUUAACUUUAAUACGCUGUUAUUUCAUUACUUUUUACAAUAAAAAGUUCAUAUUUGAAGCAUUCUAUUACAAAACUGAAAUCCGCUGAAGAAGUCCAAAAUAUUUAUUAGUACAACUCUGUCCUAACCUACAUGCAAUUACAUCGAACGCGUGUUAUGCAAAUUUCAGCGUGGCUUUUCGUACAUCAACCUAUUAUAUUUUUCAAUUGUUAUUAAUAAUUCUGAUCGAAUAUUAUAGUGUAGUUGAAGAAAAUUGAAUAAUAAAAAGAAAACAUUGCCAGUGAUUUAUAAACAAUGGAUAACGUUGAAAAAUCAUUAAGUACCUCAAGAACAGCACUAUACAGAAGAAACAAAAGAAAAAUAAUUAAUUUUUUGAAUACUUUUCCACCCGAAGAAAAACGACUUAUUCCACAAAGUUACUUUACGUCAUCGAAUGAUUUUAGCCACAAAGCUGAAAAAAUAGAUAUAGAAGAAAUAUAUGACCACAAUGGACGUCAACCUAGCUGUUCACACCAGAUUGGUAACGACUACAGUAAUAUAAGUGCUACAAGAAAUAAUAUAAAUAACAUACAUUCAAAUGGAAGCAACAAUGGAAGUUACCAAGUGGAAAGAAUGGAAGAUGGUCGUGCUGUAGAUGAAAACCGGCCAGGUUGUUCCUACGAAGAUGCCGAAAGCUUCAGUAUCAUUAAUCCUACAUAUGACGUAACAAAUGAAAUUUAUUUAGAUGAAAGCGACAACGAAGACAAUCUACAUCCAGAAAUAACUAUGUCGCUCUUAAAUUUUGAAGUCACAGAUGACGGAAAUUUGGAUGUUGAUGAUGAUGAUGAUGAUGAUGAUGAUCAUGAUGAAAAUGAUAAUGAUUUCGGUUAUGACGACGAUUCCGACAAUAAUUAUGAUUAUGAAGAUGAUGAUGAUGAUGAUGAUGAUGAUGAUGAUGAUGAUGAUGAUGAUGAUAAUGAAGAUGAAGAUAAUUAUGAUAAUGAUAACAAUGUUGAUAUUCAAGGUAGUAAUAAUAAACUGCACGAGACUUCAUUUCUGAAUAUAAAUAAUAAACCAAAUGUUGAAAUUCCUUUAAUUCCGAAGAAAAACUUAACUGUGAAGGAUCAUUUACUUGCCGCAAUUGCAACAGCAGUUCGACAUAAGUUGACGUACGAGGCUACUUUAGAUCAACUGCGGUGGAUAAAAUCAACACAUCAUUCGAAUUGUAUACCGACGAAUAAAGAACAAUUGUGGAAACUUUUGGGUCGUAAUUAUAAUAUUUUUACAUAUCAUUAUUAUUGUCGAAACUGUCGUCACUACUUAGGUGAAAAAUGCAAAGAAACGAAGAAAAUAAAUAAAAAAUGUCUAUGUGAAGUUUCGGAAUCGAAUAUAGGCUACUUUAUAUAUUUAAGUUUAACUGCACAAAUCAAAGAACUCCUAUCAAUACCUAAUAUUUCUGAGGCUUUGAAAUAUAGAUUUUGGAGAACGAAAUCAAAUGCCGAUGCUUAUGAAGAUAUAUAUGACGGGCAAGAAUAUAAAUCUUUAUGUUCACCAGGAAAAUUUUUGGAAAAAUGGCAUAAUUUUUCAUUCACAAUGAAUACUGAUGGAUGUAAUAUCGCCAAAUCUUCAAAUUCAAGUGCGUGGCCUAUCUAUGUACAAAUCAACGAAUUACCUCCACAUAUGCGGAAGAAACAUAUGCUCCUUGCAGCAAUUUAUGUUGAUGAACAUCAUCCAGUUAUGAAUUAUUUUCUUAAACCGUUCACGGAUGAAAUGAAUAAACUAUACUUGUCAGGUGUAGAGUGGAUAUCUUCUGAUUCAUUAAAGAUAACAUCAAGGUUUAUUGUUACUACGUGCAGUCUCGAUUCUCCAGCUAGAGCUGCAGUGACAUCUUUAAUUCAAUUUAAUGGAUAUUAUGGAUGUUUAUAUUGUUACGCAAAAGGACGAAGCCUAAGGCCUGGUAAAUUUGUUUAUCCACUGAGUCAAUGCUACAAAAAGCUACGAACUGAUGCCGAAUUACGCGAUGAUAUGGCUUAUGCUUUUGAUAAUAAUAAAAAGCGACAUGGAAUUAAAACUAUCUCGUCGUUAGUAGCUUUGCCAUUAUUCAACAUACGCGAUGGGGUUGUUGUUGAAGCCAUGCACGCAAUUUAUUUAGGAGUAGUUCGGCAACAUACACGGCUAUUUCUUACGUCAUCUAAAGCUAAGUAUUACGUAGGAAGUCCUAAAAGUAUGGAAGUAAUCGAUAAAUGUUUAUUAGCUAUCAAGCCACCUUCCUGUCGGUCACGUAAACCUAGAUCUAUAAAAAGUUAUCAAAAGUGGAAAGCUUCAGAAUGGCGUAACUGGUUAGAUUACGGUCCAAUUUGCCUUAAGGAAGUAUUGCCGGCAAAGUAUGUUAGUCACUUUGCACUUUUGGCAGAAGCCGUUCAUCUCUUAAAUAGCGACUUCAUUUUAUCAAUAGCAUUAGACCGUUGUGAAAUAUUAUUAAAAGCAUACGUAAAACUGUUUGAACAAUACUUCAGCCUUGAAAAUAUGACAUCCAAUAUACACUCGCUGACGCAUUUAGUAGACGUUGUUAAGAACUGGGGCCCGUUAUGGGCACAUGAAGCAUUUGUAUUCGAAUCUAUGAAUAAAAGAAUUAUGGACUUUGUUACAAGUUCGUUUGCUCAAACUGAUCAAGUCGCAACGCGCUUCCUCAUACAGAAAUUUUUAGUUAAUAUCUUAUACGAUGAAAAAGUUUCUACUGAGACAAAAAAAUUCAUUGCAAGGCAACUUAGAAUUAAUUUCGAGCAAAAUAACGGUUAUGCAAGAAAUCUCUUAGUUGGCUUGGGAAAAUUUACAACUCGAAUGCCUACAGAUGAAGAACGAGCUGCAUUAAAUAAAAUUGGUUAUGAUCCUGUAAAUAUAGAAUGUUUUAAAAAAGUGAAAUUGAAUGGACAAAACUAUACGUGCGAAAAUAAAAAAAAACUUAGAUUCUGUAAUUCUGUGAUUCAUGAUGGAAGUAGGACAUUUGGCAAAAUAACUAAUAUGAUCAAGUUUCGAAUUAAUAAUGAAACUAUUGGUGGCAUGUUUAUAAAAUGUUUUCAUCAAGUCGGACGUGCAUUCAACAACCAACAUAUCCUUCGAGCGACAGCUUCAAAUAAUUUAAUUUUUGUUGAAGAGUCUAUGUUGAUAAAGCCGGCCAUUUUGAUCAAAACUUCGAAAGACUUAUAUUUAAUCAAGCAGACGAAUUGCUGGGAGACUGACUGAAGAGACUUUCGGUUCUUGAAUUUAUGGUUUCACGUAAAUGUCCAUAAAUUAUUUUGAUUAAAAUUUCAAUCUAAUAUUUUCAUUUUUAUAAUAUGUCGUCAAUUACGGUUAUUUAAGUACUUGCUAUUAUAGUAAAAACAUUUGUCAAUAAAAGCAUAUGGAUUUGUAAAUGUAAAUUAAUUCAAUCAUCUACAAAAUUUACAU
Molecule: messenger RNA, 3587 nt
Organism: Microplitis demolitor
Lineage: Eukaryota; Metazoa; Arthropoda; Insecta; Hymenoptera; Braconidae
Exons: 3
Coding region: 456-3383 (975 amino acids)
Source: RefSeq, a predicted model, not a curated record